This is a messenger RNA of Triticum dicoccoides, 2780 nucleotides long. RefSeq names its product probable serine/threonine-protein kinase PBL19. Gene Ontology annotation, molecular function: protein kinase activity; ATP binding. Gene Ontology annotation, biological process: protein phosphorylation. The transcript has 5 exons. Bases 1193 to 2611 code for a protein of 472 amino acids. NCBI's taxonomy places the organism in Eukaryota, Viridiplantae, Streptophyta, Magnoliopsida, Poales, Poaceae. The record is from RefSeq and is a predicted model, not a curated record.
CCCUAGCCCAAGCAGUCAAGAACGACGAGAAUGACUUGGCAGUAAAGCAGGGAUCUAAAGUCUUGUUUAGGGAGAUGAAAUUCCUAGCGAGGUUAAAAAUAUGUUUCCUUUUUGCUUGGACCCCAGUAGCAACGCUCCCGCAACAUAAAUUGCCGCGAGAAACGUUCUUAAAUGCUAUCCUUCAUAGGAACGUUCGCUGUAUGGCAUUACCGUUUGGCUUUUGUAUUGCCCUUGGUGGUUGUUUGUUGAUGGAACAUAAGAUAUUUUCCAGCUAAGACCAAAACCUCUGUUGAACUCUGAGUCUCGCGUGUUUUUCUACCUAACAGAGCGACCAGCCAUCUCAGGCAUGCAAGGUCAACACUUUGAAGCCAAAUUCAACGCGCGAAUAGCUCACGAGGCCUGGUAGACGUCGACGGGUCUCGGUCAAGGUGCAGAAGGAUAACAUUUCUUGGCAGCCGGGACAAGUUGUGGCGUGAACGAACUGUGCCUUGCAGAGUGCGAAGAAGUGGCGAACCGCUGGUACAUAUCGCUACCCUACGGAGAGAGAAGGUGGCCGCGCUUUUCGUCGUCCUCUAUCAGUGCAUGUACCCAUGACGGCCGUAUAGUUUGAACGGUCCAACCGCGACUUGCAAAACCGCGUGACUGUGUGCCACUGUGCUGCUUGAUUGGGGUGCUAGCCAGACAUAUAAUGGCGACGUUGAAGUACUUCGUAUUUUGCUUAGGUGUGGUACAGCUCUUGAUUUGUUGGUGCGUAUCGAAAUUCAGCCACUUGGAGGCAUUUCUUGAAGCUCUUCCGAUUCAGUUUUUGGUUUUUGGUUUCUUCCCUCUGUCAGUUUUUUGUUUUCUAUCUCCGGACUUUCUAUCGGAGUAUCAGAAACUUAAGCCCUAUUCGAUAAUCAUUCACUCCCGAAAUCUGCGAAGCAGGGAAAUUGCAACUCCGCCGUUUUGAACUGCAGCUCCGCCAACUCCGCUCUCGAAGUUAUGGAGCGGUACCGAACAAGGCCUUAACUUCUUGAUCGAUUGGUCCGUCCGUUGUGUUGUUUCCAGAGAUGCUACGAGAAGCGUAAGAAUUAUUAGGAGACGACAAAAUUCCUUUUUUUUAUCGCCAAAUAUCUUGGUGUUUCUCUUUGUGAUUCGGGGUAGGCUACAAACCACUACGAUCGAGCAGAAUUUCGCCAGCUUCCUCCAAGAAAUGGGCUGCCUAUGCCUAUUCUGGGACAAAUGGAGGCGCAAGAGACGGCCGGAGGCGUCGGCGCCGGCUUCCAAGGCGGCAGCCGCAGCCUCCUACUAUGCCGCCGCUGCCUCGACCGCAUCGCCAGCCUGCAGCGCGACUGCUACGAGCACAUCCGACGGCUCAGGCGCGCGGCCGGCGUCGAGCAAGUCCUUGGGCUCCUCCGCACGGAGCAUCCCGGAGCUGUACGGGGAAAGGGGCGCGCAAAGCCUGCUGGAGUUCGGCCUCAGCGAGCUCCGUGGCGCCACGGCCAACUUCAGCCCGCUGCUCAUGGUCGGCAUGGGCGGCUUCGGGUGCGUCUACAGGGGCGCCCUCUGUCUCCCCGGCGGGAACCCCCACGGCACGGCGGUCGCCGUCAAGAAGCUCAACCCCAACGGCGGCCAGGGACACGAGGAAUGGCUGGCCGAGGUCCAAUUCCUCGGCAUCGUCGAGCACCCGAACCUCGUCAAGCUCGUCGGCUACUGCGCAACGCAGACCGAUCAAGGGCCGCAGAGGCUUCUGGUCUAUGAGUUCAUGCCCAACAAGACCCUGGACGACCACCUGUUCAACCCAGAGCACCCUGUCCUCCCAUGGGACGUCAGGUUGCAGGUAGCAUUGGGUGCUGCUGAAGGGUUACUGUAUCUCCACGAGGGCCUUGAGCUUCAGAUUAUAUACCGCGAUUUCAAGGCUGCAAACAUACUGUUGGAUGAGGAGUUCAGACCCAAACUUUCAGACUUUGGAUUAGCAAGGGAGGGGCCAUCCGAAGGUCAAACCCAUGUAUCUACAGUGGUAAUGGGAACCUACGGCUACGCAGCUCCAGACUAUGUCCAGACAGGGCAUCUCACCACCAAGAGCGACGUCUGGAGCUUCGGAGUGGUAAUGUAUGAAAUCCUCACGGCUCAACGCUCGGUAGAGAAAAAACGCCCCAAGAACGAACAGAAGCUCCUGGAGUGGGUGAGGCGGCACCCAGCCGACAGCGAACAGUUCGGCAAGAUCAUCGACACAAGGCUUGAAGGGAGAUACUCCAUGAGAGGAGCAAGAGAGAUCGCCAAGCUGGCCAACAGCUGCCUUGCAAAGUAUGCAAAGGACCGCCCCGCAAUGGUGGAGGUGGUCGAGAGGCUGAAGCUGGCAAUGCAGCACAAGGAAUUGGAUGGUCAGGAUGUCCGUUCACUGGAAGAAAGCUCGCUUCUUCAUGAGGCACCAACGACACCACCCAUGGAGGAUGAGGCUGCGGUGUCGGCAAGGCGGCGGAUGCUUCAUUUGGCUGCCCUAGGAAGGAUGCCGAUUUUCUCAAGUGAACAUCUAGCUACAGGAGGAACAGAGAACAGGGAGCUGAAGCGGGCAGGUCAGCACCUGAGCUGUAAAGGCCAGAAUGGUUUUUCUUUGCUAGGUUAUCUAUAAUGAUUAAUGACAGCAAUUCCCACCCUAUUUGAUCCAUGCCCCCUUGUACUCGCUUCUGACUAGUCUAUUAUACCCUCAACUGAUUAACUAUAUUUCCAAAAACUAACUUAGAAUAAACUUGUUAAAACCCCAAGAAACGUUCUAUAGCUUGUAAAAAUGUCUUACAUUA